Drosophila takahashii is the source of this 938-nucleotide messenger RNA. It is a transcript of the gene Him, whose product is annotated as Holes in muscle. The record is from RefSeq and is a predicted model, not a curated record. Lineage: Eukaryota; Metazoa; Arthropoda; Insecta; Diptera; Drosophilidae.
UUGAGCAAUGUCCCAUAAAGCGGACGGCCUGUAGUUGGAGUUUCGAGUCGGAGUUUCGAGUUUGGCGCGCAAUGUGCGGCACCAGCAAAAGUAAAAGCAGAAGAAGAAGGAAACACAUGGGCCCACAAGUUAUGUUUUAUUUUUAAUCUUUUGGGAGAGUCUUCGGUCUUGGUUCUUGGGUCUCCAAAACAAAACCGUAAGAGAGCCGUGCCACAUAUAAAAUGACGUGGUGGGCGAGCGGCUAGGGACAGUCUUUGGCCGCAGCCCGACGCGCUCGCAUAUCGGAGAUAUAGUAUAAUACCAGACCAAAGACCAACCUCGAUGGGCGUCAUCUACAAGAUACUGAAGCAGCAACGCAGCAUGGAUCUCAGCCUGAGCUCGGCCACCAGGUGCAAGGUGCAGGCGGCCAUCAAGCAGCGCCAGAGGCAGCGUCGCCUGGAGGAUCAACUGGUGCAGGAACAGGAUCAGGAUCAGGAGCAGGAUCAAGAUCAGCACACCAAUCCCAUCGAUAAGGAUAAGGAGGAGCUGGCGGAGCAGCAACUGCAGCAGCUCUGCCGAUUUCUGGCCGAGAAUGCGGCACGCAAGAAGCGCCAACGUUUCAAGCUGCAAUAUCAAUGCAAUAUGGCUGCCGAUCAGAUGGACGACCAGGAGCAGGACCAUCGGAAGAAGGAUCACUUUCCAACGCCGCCCAACGAAAUGGAUAUGGAGUUCAUAGAGCAGCUCCAGCAAUCCUCCUCCUCCUCGCCUGCCACUGCCGCCAGUUCAGCUGGGACGGCGCCACGUGAUAGCAUCCUGCUGAAAAUUCGCCACCAGAUCUUCGAGAGAAAGCGACAGAGGCAGCGCCAGUUGGCCGAGCUCGUCCAGCAGCGACUGGUGGUGUGGCGACCUUGGUAGGGGGUGGACUCCCCCCCACCUCUCCGAAGUCAGAGAGAGAGAGA